Tilletiopsis washingtonensis is the source of this 1563-nucleotide messenger RNA. RefSeq lists its product as hypothetical. NCBI's taxonomy places the organism in Eukaryota, Fungi, Basidiomycota, Exobasidiomycetes, Entylomatales. The transcript has 6 exons. The record is from RefSeq and is a predicted model, not a curated record. The coding region runs from base 197 to 1480 and encodes 427 amino acids.
CACACAGGCCCCAGCCGCUGCUGGACGGCACGCUCUCGCACCCAGCGCUGCGCAGUCCCGCCGCACCGCGCACGGCCGCGAGCGCCGGCUGCAGCGUCGCGUCGCGGCUGCUGCCUGGGCGCCGCUGCGGCUGCUGCUGCGUCGCUGCGCCAUCCUCCGUCUCCGCUGCAUCUCCACCCUGCCGCACCUGCCGUCCAUGGCUCCGCCGCCGCCGCACCCGCUCGUGCGCCGGCCGUCGGCGCCGGCACCUGCGGGCGCAUCCGCAGCCACGCCGCCGCCGCACCCGCAGCUCGCGCCCGGCUCCAUCGCGGCAGCCAGCGGCGCCGCGAGCGCCCCGGCGCCCUCGUCGCCCGACUUUGCCGCGGCGGCGAGCAGCUUCGGCAGCGCCCUCUUCCCGCCGGGCCCGGGCCUCAGCGCCGCGGCACUGCCGAGCCCCGGCCUCACGCCGUCGGCGGCGCCGCGCGGCGACGACGCCGUGCGCGAGCUGCUGGCGCGCCGCAUCGCCGCCGUCGCGUACCUCAAGCGCACGCUGCUGGGAAAGAACGUGUGGCUCGGCACGCUGCGGCUCACGCGCCGCGACGUCGAGAGCAUCUACGAGCCGGAGCGCAUGCGCAAGCGCACGCAGCGCGCGCUUCUGCUCGGUCUCUCGCUGGCGCCGCUGCUCGAGCUCUCCAGCCUGCCCGACUUUGCUCGCGCCGUGCUCGCCGUCGUGGCUGAGCUCGACGUCAUGCCUGAUUCGGCGGCCUCGGGCUUCAGCAGCCUCGGCGGCGGCGGCGGCAAGGGCGCACAUGGCGUGCGCAACUUCUUCAAGACGGGCACAGUGCGCAAGCGCGGCCUCACGAGCGCCUCGUCGCUCGGCCCCGGAGUCGAGUCUGCCGGCGCAGAUGCGUCGGCCUCCGUCCUGGGCCAGAGCGCUGGCGAGGGCAGCUGGAUCGUGCACGCCCAUGUGCCCUUCGCUCCGGACUUCACGCAGACCUUCCUGACGCUGCUCGACAUCUUCUCCGAGGUCUACCACCACCUGCUCUCCUUCACCUCGCAGCCGAGCGGCGGCGCAUCAGGCCUGCCCGGCGCAUCGACGCCGAGCGGCAUGGGCUUCCCAGGCAGUGCGUCCGGCGGCUUCUUCGCCGGGCACUUCGAUGAGGCCGGCGGCGUUUCGGCUCCAGCAAGCAGCAGCCUGAGCGCGCAGAAUCUGGACCUCAUCACCAAGGUCGACGUCAAGCUCAAGAAGACGCUGCUGCAGGUGUCAAAGGAGAUCGACGGCCUGGCCCGGCAUCUCAGCAAGGCGGAGCUCGAUGCGCUAGAUCCACUCAUACGCGACGCACCUGCACCCGAGGCGGCUGCGCCGGGCUACGCCGGCAGCAUUGCGUCGGGCACCAGCGGCAGCACGCUGGUCGGCAGCGUCGGCGACCGCGACUGGCACGGCUCGGGCACCGCCAAGGCGGCCGGCAGCGCGGGCGAGUUUGGAGAGGGCAAGUGGUAGCAGGCUCCCGCACGUCACCGGACCGGCGCGCAGUGUCACACUGUAUUCUGUCUCUCUCGAAACAAUGGUAUUAUAUCGCGGCC